ACUUCAGCCAAUGACAUAAUUUCACUUUUCGCGGUGGCCACGCUGGUUGUAUAUAAUGUGUACUCUAAUCUGGAAAUGUGUCCCUCGUGAUAUUUAAACUGGACUCGACUAACUGAUAGGCCUACUGAUGACGUUAUGUCAUUUUGGUUGCCUGGAUGGGAAAUGGAAAAGCAAAGUACAGUUUUACAGCAAAUGUGCAGAAGCAGGUAGGCCAAGGUUACCGAUCGCUUGGUGGUGAAACCAUUGUCUUCCUUUUACCAAACAUCCAUUUGCUCGCCUGAGUGAUGGCAGUAGAAGUUGUUGUUAGAAACUGUGGAAAAUUACUGGAAGGACCCCACUGGGAUAGUGCCAGUGAUACCCUGUUAUUCGUUGAUAUAUCUGGACGGGCAGUACACAGAUACGACCCAAACACCGGGAAGAACAAGACAGUUCAACUGGGUGAAAAUGUUGGUGCAGUGGUCCCGACUAAAGACGGACGCUUAUUGAUUGCCGGACGCCACACCUUCUCAUACCUGGACUGGGAAAGUGGGAAGCUGGAACCGAUUGCAGCUGUUGAACCGGACAAGCCUAACAAUCGAUUCAAUGAUGGAAAAUGUGAUCCAAUGGGACGAUUUUGGGCAGGAACAAUGGGGCCUGAAGAAAGGCCAGCAGAGGUCCUUCUACAUCAAGGGACUCUGUACUGUCUGCAUACAGAUCUUACAGUAAAACCACACUUCGAUCAAAUUAGCAUAUCCAAUGGGAUGGCAUGGAGUCUGGAUCAUAAAACACUGUACUAUAUCGACACACUUUUGGAAUACGUUGAUGCGUUGGACUAUGAUAAAGAAACUGGUGAAAUUAAAAAUCGACGUCAUAUAAUUCAUGCACCUGUUGAAGAAGGGUUACUGGAUGGGAUGUGCAUUGACGCAGAGGGAAUGUUGUGGAUUGCUAUGUUCCAAAAGUCUCGGGUUAAUCGGUAUAACCCGAACACAGGUGAAAAACUACAGACUAUCAUGUUUCCCGCAACUAACAUAACAUCGUGCUGCUUCGGCGGGCCCAACUAUGAUGUGCUUUACGUCACCGCCUCCGCCGAGGGACUCACUGAUGGUGAGCUGAAGGAACAGCCCCUUGCUGGAUCCGUUUUUAAAGUCACCGGCCUUGGAGUUCGAGGUUUACCAGCUAAUGUGUUCGGCUGACGUGUAUUUGAAUGUAGCAAUCCUUUUAAUUUCAUUUACACACAUGAAGAUUGCUUUUAAACUCAGGAAAUUAUUCUUUACAAUUUCACAAUAAAAUAUUUCAAAAAAUAUUAAUAACUAAAUUUUAAUUGUUGGUAUAUAUUCUCAAUCAUUUCUAUUGAUUACAGCUAUACCUUGAUAGGUAUUCUGUUUCACCAAACUUUUAUCAUUAGGAGACUUGGGCCAAGUUUCACUUAUUAUCCGAAAGCAGAGUUAGUUAUUUUUGGUUGCAGAAAAAAUUCCAGACUUUCAGAUAAAUAAUCAGAGACCAGCCCGGGUGUGUAAAAAUUUGUUUCAUUUUACGUCAAAUGGACAAUUAAUAAAAUGACAAAUGAUGGUUAUGAUUAGGAAAGAAUUGUGGAGUGCUUUAUUAUUAAUAAGUGGGGAAAAGGCAAAAUUAGACAACACAUUAAAAAUGUAAUAACAUGCUGACAGUUCUGCCUAUGUUAGCUAGACCAACUGUGAAUGUACAGCAAACAAGGCUAACAUUCAUUUUAUUCUCCAUCUACUAAAUGGAUACAAGAUUCUAAACAAAAUACUGGAUGUUUGCAUGAUAACCAUAAAAAUUGGGAGAUAAUUUUAAAACUGUUUAUCAGAAAAUGUUUGAAAUGCUGAUGGCUGUAAUAUAGCCAGGGGUCCCAUACGUUGGAAGAAAUCCCUUCCUGGAGAUCUGGGUAAACUUUCUUAAGUAGUAAAAACAUGCAAAUUUAAUUAUUUUUUGGGAGACUUUAGACCUCCUGUAUAGCACUAUUUUGCUGUUGAAUGAAGCCUCUAUAAAUAAGAUUUGAUGAGUUUUAAUAGCUGAGAAUGAAAUAAAUCAAGAAAGAAAUGGAAUCAUUUUCAUAAUGUUUAGAUUUAUUGUUAAAUGUCCAUUAUAUGCACAUGGAAAUGAGUUGCAAAUGAAUUACAUCUAUGAACAGGCAUUAAAACAUUACAAUGAACAAUUUAAUUGGUCAGUACAGAAAUGAAAAUGUUAAAAACAGUAUAUAUAUAAAUUAUGAAUAAA
Molecule: messenger RNA, 2217 nt
Organism: Anneissia japonica
Lineage: Eukaryota; Metazoa; Echinodermata; Crinoidea; Comatulida; Comatulidae
Product: regucalcin-like
Exons: 5
Coding region: 285-1172 (295 amino acids)
Biological process (GO): L-ascorbic acid biosynthetic process
Molecular function (GO): enzyme regulator activity; gluconolactonase activity; calcium ion binding
Source: RefSeq, a predicted model, not a curated record